This is a messenger RNA of Saccharomyces cerevisiae S288C, 1440 nucleotides long. RefSeq names its product Rgl1p (gene RGL1). Bases 1 to 1440 code for a protein of 479 amino acids. Lineage: Eukaryota; Fungi; Ascomycota; Saccharomycetes; Saccharomycetales; Saccharomycetaceae. The transcript has a single exon. The record is from RefSeq and is marked reviewed.
AUGACGCACCCAGUUAUAUCACUAAAGCCAAGCUACAAUUCUGUAAUACGGGGCUGCCCCGGUUUACCUGAUACGUUACCACGAAUCGAAUGCCAGUUAAGAGUGCGCUCAAACAACUCUUUGCCAUUCAAAUUGGUAAAGAUCGAAAUUGUUUUAAAGACAAUUGAAAUAUAUUUCAACAAAAACCUUUAUAGCAGCAAUAACAGCUCUUUCACCCCAUUUAAUCGUCCGUCGGACCCCUCUAAUGGCCAUUCUGACACCAGUAACCAGAACAUCAGCAUUCAUUAUAAGAAAAACAUCGUGUUAUCCCACCCUACCCAUGAUGGCGACGAUCUCAACAAUGAUCUUAUUGGCAUAGACAUACCUUUGACGAUUGGGCUACCUGACGACAUCAAAGAAACAAACUAUAAUCCGAAAUUCGGCAAAACGCAGACUUUCCUGGAUUGUACCGUGUUUUAUACAGAGGUCGGCGGAGGAAGCUCAAAUAAGAAAAGAAAUUUUCUUUACCCAGUAAACGUCGAAAGGUAUACAUACCUACCUUCACCGUCAUAUUUCAGGCCAAUAAACAGAUCAAACAUCACUUCUCCCGAUCAAAAGUUCUUAAUUAGUUAUUCCAUUGAGAAUCCCUGUGUUUCUAUGAAUAAUGACACGUUGAAACUCUCCAUAUCAAUCAGGCUGAACCCAUUUCCGAACAAUGCCACAACUCCCUCUUCGAAUGACUUUGAUGUGUCCACGCCGACACUUUUCUCCACAAAGAAAAAGUUUAAGUCCAAGCUCAAAUUGAAAUCAAUUACAACACAGAUACUAGAAUACUUGGAAAUUCUGAAGAACCAAUCAGAAUUCUCAUCCACGCAAACAACAAAUAUUUUGCAAACCUCUGUAAGACAGGUUGAUCAAAUCAUCUCCAUGAAUUCAAUGAUUUUUCAAUUCAACCUAAAAAUAUUCACUAAGGACAAAAUUUUACAAAGCUUUAGAUCUUCUGAGUCGAGUUGUCCCGAAACUAAAGUAUUAAUCAACAAAAUCGACGACAUUCCUCUGCAAUAUCAUAGUUCGAUAACUACGAUAGGUCAACAUUUUAAUGUUUCUCACUAUCUUUCAAUAAGGUUCAAAUUCAAUAAAAGUCUGAAAAACUUCGAAAUUAAUCACCCCCUAAUCAUAUCGUUUUGGUCAGUAAGUCAAUUGCCGCUAAUCGAGAACCUAAUAUUGCAAGAAAGACAAACUGCUAAAUUUGCCAAGAAGUUUUAUAAAAAUUUUGGUCGAAUCAAGAACACGAGCAACAACAAUAACAGCUCGAACUGUCUAGAGUAUCCCUCCUUGCCGCCAAUAAUUUAUAAUUUUAACGACCCAGAAACAAAUAAUAGAUUUAAUAUAUUAUACUCGCAAAAGGACCCUAGUCGUACGGAUCCUUCUAAAUUGAGAAGAGUACCUGUCAUACAAUGA